AUGAUUAGGCUCUAUAAUCCAGACUUAAUCUGCCUCCAAGAAACAAGAGACAAAAGAAUCUAUUACUCAAUUUAUGAUUUCAUUGUUGGAAUGCCAUUCAAGAAAUCAAUUCAAAAAGUAAUUUCGAAGAAGCUAGACUUUAGAAUAAUAAAUAACUAUGUAGCUCACGAUUUAUCCCAAGGAUACGGAGACCACUACUGGAAUAAAAUCGAAUAACUUAUGAAAUCCAAAGCAUCAAUCUUUGCGCGACUUUAACAUUCAUCCCAAUAAACUUCCCUUAACAUUCUAAAUAAAUAGAAUUGCGGAAGAAUCCCAAACAGCAAUAGAUAUCAUUCAUUCGGACUUUCUGUCAAAGAACAUUGCCAUAUCACAAGCGGAAAAAUUCCUUAAAAAGGAAAAAGAAUAGUUCGUUAAAAAAAAAAUGUUACAAAUACUAUCCAGGAAUUACUACACUAAAGACAAAUGAAUGACCUUACCAGAUAGAUUGAAUGA
This is a messenger RNA of Stylonychia lemnae, 492 nucleotides long. The record is from the annotation of a GenBank genome assembly. NCBI's taxonomy places the organism in Eukaryota, Ciliophora, Spirotrichea, Sporadotrichida, Oxytrichidae.